CAUUGGACAGGAUCCACUCACUUCCUGUCCCAGUGCCAUGGGUCAUUAAGACAAGAGCUUUCUCCAGUGGGGACACCUGUCAUUGAUUUGAACAGGCUGCCUACAUGCAACACCUGUGCAUCCCAUGCAGGUGAAGAUGGGCGCUCGCAUGGGUGUACAGUUCAGUACAGCCGUGCAGGGGGCGGACUGACAACUCAUGGGGACCCCAGGCAAUAGGGGUUCAUGGGGCCCCUGGGUCGUAGCCCACACCCAAAAAAGCCUAUGAAAAAGCCAAUGAAAGGUACCAGGGGCAUCUCAUGGAGCCCCCUACUGACCCCGGGCCCUCGGGCAGUGCCCAAGUGCUCGAAUGGUCAGUCCGCCCCUGCACCUGUGUGAAAGAGGUC
Molecule: messenger RNA, 383 nt
Organism: Staurois parvus
Lineage: Eukaryota; Metazoa; Chordata; Amphibia; Anura; Ranidae
Source: the annotation of a GenBank genome assembly